UGAAAACUUGGGUGCCGCCCUAAUGAAGUUCCUUUAACUGUUUUGUUUAAAACUACACAGCUGAUGACAACCUGAUACAAAGGUUAUUUCAGUCCAAGCUCAAAGUCCACGAUACAGAAAUAAAUCGACUCUAUUGAUUCAAAUACUUCCAGACGAGUGCGAUACAUUUUUUUGCAUUUUAUCUCCGCGAAGUGUUAAAUGGAUUCAGCAUGGGAGAGGAUGAAACACGCGAAUCGUUGGAUUUUGGAGAAUGGGGAUAAACGGACAGAUCCAUGGCUUUUAGUCUACUCUCCUGUACCAGUCAUUUGUAUAUUUGCCUGCUAUCUUGGUGUUGUUUGGAUCGGACCCAAACUUAUGAAAAACAGGGAACCAGUGAACCUAAAGGCAGUGCUUAUUGUGUACAAUUUUUCUAUGGUUGCUUUGUCUGUUUAUAUGUUUCGUGAGUUCUUGGUCACAUCUUGGCUGGCAAACUACAGUUACCUGUGUCAGCCUGUGGACUACAGUCUCAGUCCAUUAGGAAUGAGGAUGGCAAGUGUAUGCUGGUGGUUUUUCUUCUCUAAAGUCAUUGAACUUACUGACACGGUGUUUUUCAUCUUAAGAAAAAAGAACAACCAGCUCACAUUUCUACAUGUGUAUCAUCAUGGGACGAUGAUCUUCAACUGGUGGGCAGGGGUUAAAUAUCUGGCUGGAGGUCAAUCAUUUUUCAUCGGCCUGCUGAACACUUUUGUUCAUAUUAUAAUGUAUUCUUACUAUGGCCUUGCUGCCCUUGGACCUCACAUGCAGAAAUAUUUGUGGUGGAAGCGCUACCUUACCUCACUGCAGCUGGUCCAGUUUGUCUUUCUGACUGUUCACACCGGCUACAACCUUUUUGCUGAAUGUGACUUCCCUGACUCUAUGAACGCAUUUGUGUUUGCAUACUGCAUUAGCCUCAUCAUGCUUUUUAGCAACUUUUAUUAUCAAAGCUACAUAACCAGGAAAACCAAGAAGUCUUAACCACUCAUUGUCAGUCCAAGUGCUGAAGCACCAAGAGAGAAAUCAAUCAAUUCUGCAAUCUUGUCUUAGCUUGAAAUGACUGUAUCAUCAGGGGCCAUAUUACUGAUAAAAGAUUAAUGAUAUUCAGACUCAAACAUGUAUGCAUUGUAGAGUUAGGACAUUUUUGUAAUAGGAUUUUAGGACUUAGAGGCCAGUGAUACAACUGUUACUGUAAAGAUGACUGAACUGCUGAAAAACAAAAAAACUAAAUAUACUAGCAUCAUUCCCAUGCUGGUUUAGCUGGUGGUCACCAGCAUACCAGCACCAAAACACAACAUAUGCUGUUUAUUUUUUUCAACAUUGUCUUAUUAUCGACCUAAAGGACUUGAAGUUGUAAAUUAAAUGCUAAUUCCAUUUUUUUUACUUAAAUGUCUAAAUGUUUUAAUUACCAUUGCCUAAUUUUGGUAUGUACGUUUAUGUUUUAAAACACUGACGGUAAGAAUUCCACUAGAUGGCAGUAGUUCUCGCGAUACAAAGGCGUAUGACAUCAAAGUACCGCGAGAGCGUUUCGAAAGAAACCCAUACUUAGACGUUUUGUAUUUAUUUAAGUAUCAAAACCAUACUUUUAGACUCUGAUUGUAGAGGUUAGACAUUUAUUUUGAUGUGAAACAUUAACAAAACAUUCACAGAUGACUUAUCUAUGUUUGCAUGAACAAAAAAAAUUGUCAAAUAAUUUGUUAAUAAAUAAAUAUUUAGUUUUUUUGCUGUA
Molecule: messenger RNA, 1741 nt
Organism: Misgurnus anguillicaudatus (oriental weatherfish)
Lineage: Eukaryota; Metazoa; Chordata; Actinopteri; Cypriniformes; Cobitidae
Gene: elovl8b
Product: ELOVL fatty acid elongase 8b
Biological process (GO): fatty acid elongation, saturated fatty acid; very long-chain fatty acid biosynthetic process; fatty acid elongation, polyunsaturated fatty acid
Cellular component (GO): endoplasmic reticulum membrane
Molecular function (GO): fatty acid elongase activity
Source: RefSeq, a predicted model, not a curated record